CUCCCACAGUCCCACGCGCGCGCGAGCCCCUCUGCCCAUCACCGCCCGCCCCUCUCCCCUCUGCAGUUCGCAGGAGAAAUUUGGCUGGAGGAACGAAGGCAGCGUACACGCCUCAGAAGCGGAUUCAGCCCUUUCAUCAAUUUGGAACCGCCGAUGUAGUGUUUAUCGAAGUUAGCUACUUUCAAGAGUACACCAACAUCUUUGGGGACUCCAUCAAAAGAAUCACUCAUGAGAGCUUAAUGGCGUCACGCUGAAAAGGCAUUGAGUUGCAUCCACAAUGUUGCAACUCGGAACACGUGCAUUGCCUGGAGCUGCAAUCUAUGGCACUUCAACUAGGAGAUUUGGAGGUUCACAAUUCAAGCAACUUAAAGUUAACCACAUCUCAUUUGAAGGGAAAGUGUUUGCUAAAGCAACAAUGAGAAGCGUGAGGUGUAAAGCUACUCAAACUCAAAGCGUCCAAAAGAAAUCUUCAAGUGCAACUGUUCAACGUGAUAAGAAAGGGAAAGUCCAAGGGCCAAAACUGGAUGACGGAAGCGGUGGGUUCCCUCCAUUCCGUUUCGGCAAAGGCGGGGGUGGUGGUGGAGGUGGCGGGGGUGGCAGCAACUACUUUGGCGGAUUCCUUCUCUUCUCUUGCGUGUUGCUCCUUGAUUACCUGAAGGAGUUCGAGAAGCACCUCCUUACUCGAAGGCACCGAGCUAGCGAUGAUGCUGGCCAUGGGCUGCUACAGCCAUGAUCGCUGUUUACCAGCCCCACUAGCUACUCGUUCUGACUUCUGAGGAAGAAGGGUCUGGCUGGCUUUUGAAAACAUAUCAUGUGACCGUCUUGGUAGUUUAUGUUCUUUUUCCUGAGGUCUGCUGAGAAAGUUCAUGUCAGAUUCGAGACUCGAAGGAUGCUGAAAGCUCCUGCAAGCAGGCUGCUGAGCUGGCCUGGAAAUAUGAACCCAGUGUAAUGUAGUGUGCCCGUUUCAGAUGGAUCCUGUGGCCGGUGGCGUGGAAUGCCUGCUGAUUGCGAUUUGAACCAGUUAACUAGGAAUUUCGUGGAGGUUUUUGUUCUCUAAUUGCUGGACAUGUAAAGUUUUGCGAUUGUUGAAAUGGAGACUGUAAGUGGACACGGGAAA
Messenger RNA from Panicum hallii, 1117 nucleotides. RefSeq lists its product as uncharacterized. NCBI's taxonomy places the organism in Eukaryota, Viridiplantae, Streptophyta, Magnoliopsida, Poales, Poaceae. The record is from RefSeq and is a predicted model, not a curated record. The coding region runs from base 278 to 733 and encodes 151 amino acids. Gene Ontology annotation, cellular component: chloroplast. The transcript has 7 exons. Gene Ontology annotation, biological process: chloroplast organization; thylakoid membrane organization.